AAACACACAACAUACCAAAAGCUCUCUCUUAUCUUUGUUUUCUUCGUCUUCGUCUUCUUCGUCUUCUUCAUCUCAAACACACAAAAUAACAUAAAUUGAGAAAGAGGGGAAAACACAACAAAAAGAAGUAGAGUAUCUGAGAGGAGUGGCAAAAUUUCGAUAAGCUGUCUUAAUGUUCUUAUCAAAAUAUUAAAUAUCCAGUUCUUUCUUUGUAUGAUCCAUCCAUAUAAUCUCAAAACAAUAAAAUCUCUCUUUUUGGCGCCUAUACGUACGACUCUAGCUAGCCUCUAUUAUUACUUUCUAAUUAAGAAUCAAGAAUGGUACGGACGCCGUGCUGUAGAGCAGAAGGGUUGAAGAAAGGAGUAUGGACUCAAGAAGAAGACCAAAAGCUUAUCGCCCAUGUUCAAAGACACGGUGAAGGAGGAUGGAGAACCCUUCCUGAUAAAGCUGGACUCAAAAGAUGUGGCAAAAGCUGCAGACUGAGAUGGGCGAAUUACCUAAGACCUGAUAUUAAGCGUGGAGAUUUUAGCCAAGAAGAGGAAGAUUCCAUGAUCAACCUCCAUGCAGUACAUGGCAACAAAUGGUCGGCCAUAGCUCGUAGGUUACCAGGAAGAACAGACAAUGAGAUCAAAAACCAUUGGAACACUCACAUCAAGAAGCGUCUGAUCAAGAAAGGUAUAGAUCCCGUCACCCACAAAUCCCUUCUCGAUAACCUAGAGGAGAAAAGCACCGUUCAUCAGGAAAAAGAUGAUCAAAAGUCAAAAGACAAUAAGUCAUCUAGAUCAUCAGCUCGGUUCUUGAACAAAGUAGCUAACAGAUUUGGUCAGAGAGUCAGCCAGAGUGUUCUAUCUGAUAUUAUUGGAAGUGGUGGCUCACUUACUAGUCAUGCUACUCCUAUUAUAAGUUCUUCUGAAUGCGAGAGGUCAACGAGUUCUUCGUCCACACCAACCUCUUCGGAUCUACUCACUAACCAAAGUAUAAAUGUUGAUGCAACAACACCUUUGUCCUCGUCCACGUGCUCUGACUCCUCAGAUCUCUUUUUGUAUGAUGAUAUCUUCGGUGACAUUGAAGAUACGACGAGACUGAUUUCAUCAAGAUUUUUGAGUAAUGUUGUAUCGCACGAUGGUGAAGAGUUCUUGAUGUUGGAUGGGUCUUGUUUGGAGAACACAUCGUUCAUGAGGGAACUUACAAUGAUUCUUCAAGAGGAUUAAAUGGAGACGAUGUUUAGUGACGCCGACCAGUGAAGUUGAUGACUCAUUUGAAGGGAUAGACAACUAUUUUGGAUGAGUAUAUAUAUAACUGUCGAGAAAUUAGUAUUCUUUAUGAAGAUGAUGAUGGUGAAAAAUGACAAGUAAAUUAAUUAGAGUUUAAUUU
Molecule: messenger RNA, 1374 nt
Organism: Capsella rubella
Lineage: Eukaryota; Viridiplantae; Streptophyta; Magnoliopsida; Brassicales; Brassicaceae
Product: transcription factor MYB122
Exons: 3
Coding region: 318-1211 (297 amino acids)
Source: RefSeq, a predicted model, not a curated record